Molecule: messenger RNA, 4137 nt
Organism: Plectropomus leopardus (leopard coralgrouper)
Lineage: Eukaryota; Metazoa; Chordata; Actinopteri; Perciformes; Serranidae
Gene: ezh1
Product: enhancer of zeste 1 polycomb repressive complex 2 subunit
Biological process (GO): heterochromatin formation
Cellular component (GO): ESC/E(Z) complex; nucleus
Molecular function (GO): chromatin binding; histone H3K27 methyltransferase activity; protein binding
Source: RefSeq, a predicted model, not a curated record
GAUGGCGAUCUAGCACUCUGGACAGUUGCAUCAGUUCCUGUGUGUGCGUGUAAAUGGCUGUGCUGUGGCUGCUGCUCCACGCCACUUUUUAUUCCCAGGACGCAGAAUAGUAAUAAAUCCUCCUCUGCUAGGAAAGGCUGUGAUCAUAAUAAAGACGUCACCCUCCUGCUCGGGUUGGCUCGACCAAGCCAAGUGCGCAGCUAUUUGUAAGCUACAACAACAACAACCUCCAGCACCAUGCCCAUGGAUAACGUAGGGAUUUCUCUGAGAUCCCCUCGCCGUGCGGAGACGAUAUCUGCGUCAGAUCCAUAGCAAAGACAGCCUUUUAUUGCUCCGGAUCUCUGCUGUAGCUAAAAACACAGACAGCGUUGCGGUGUCUUCGCAACAAAUAGGACGCACGCCGUGGAUUUGAAGAGUCAUGGAAGAAACAGCUGCCGCAGCUCCGGCCCCUGGCACCGGGGUUGCCCCACCAACCCCAAGACCUCAGCCUCCCUCCUUUGUGCCCUCCCGCAGCCUGCUAGAGUGGAGACGGAGGGUCAAGUCUGAGUAUAUGCGCCUUCGCCAGUUAAAACGCCUUAAAAAAGUAGAGGAGGUCAAGACCCUGUUCAUGUCCAACAGGCAAAAGAUUGAGGAGCAGACAAAUCUCUUGAAUGCAGAGUGGUCCAGGCUCAGGAUUCAGUCCAUCCCUCUGUCAACGUCUGGUGGAGCUCUAGCCAACAAGAAGAUGUGUACAGUGGAGUUUGGUUUCCCAGGAUUCAAAGCUCAAGCCACUGCAAUGAGACCACUGUCAACAGUGGCAGGGAUCCCCUUCAUGUACUCUUGGUCACCUCUGCAGCACAAUUUCAUGGUGGAGGAUGAGACAUUCCUUCACAACAUCCCAUACAUGGGCGAUGAGGUACUGGAGCAGGACGAGGCCUUCCUGGAGGAGCUCAUCGACAACUACGAUGGUGUCCAUGGUGACAGAGAGGGGGGUUUUAUCAGUGACGAGGUCUUCAAAGAACUGGUGGAGGCCUUGAGCCAGUACUCUGACCACGAGGAUGAGGAAGAGGAGGAAGCAGCAGUGGUGACGGUGCCGACGACGGAGGUGACGGGAAAGAAAGAGGAUGAGAGAGUGAUGAGGAGGAGCUCGGUGGAGGGUUCAGAAGAGACUAAACCUGGUACUGCGGCAUUCAUCAGGAGGAAGAGGAGGAGCACUACUGAGGUGAAGGACAUGUCCAGCAGCAAGAAAGUCCCCAACGAUAACAUAUUUACAGCCAUCGCCUCAAUGUUCCCUUACAAGGGCACCACGGAGGAGCUGAAGGAAAAGUAUAAGGACCUCCUGGAGCCCCCCAGCCCAGUGAAGCUGCCCCCUCUCUGCACCCCCAACCUGGAUGGACCCUUUGCUAAGUCUGUACAGCGGGAGCAGUCGUUACACUCCUUCCACACCCUCUUCUGCAGACGAUGCUUCAAAUAUGACUGUUUUCUCCACCCUUUUCAUGCUACACCCAAUGUUUACAAGAGGAAGAGUAAGGAGAUCCGCAUAGAGACUGAACCAUGUGGUGUCGACUGCUUCCUGUUACAGAAAGGGGCUAAAGAGUUUGUGGAUCAGAAUAUGUUGCGGUCACAGAGGUCUCGGAGGCACCGAAGGCAGCAGCGUCCCACCAGCUCCAGCUGUCCUGGACCAUCUGCAUCUGCUGAGGAAGGAAAAGACAGUGACCAUGAAACCACCUCUUCCUCAGAGGGAAAUUCGCGAUGCCAGACACCCACUAAGCUGCGUCCAGGGGAUAUUCAUGGGGAGCAGCAGGCGUGCUGCGUGGUCCAGUGGAGUGGGGCGGAGGAGUCACUGUUUAGGGUGCUACAUGGCACUUACUUCAACAACUUCUGCUCCAUCGCUCGCCUUAUCGGCACAAAGAACUGCAAGGAGGUGUAUGAGUUUGCAGUGAGGGAGGUCCUGAUCCAUGGUGUUCCUUUGGGUGAUGGAGGCAUCGUGCCCCAGAAGAAGAAACGGAAACACAGGUUAUGGGCAAAGAUUCAGCUAAAGAAAGAUAACUCGUCCAAUCAGGUGUACAACUACCAGCCAUGUGAUCACCCCGACCAUCCAUGCGACAGCUCCUGCCCAUGUGUGAUGACCCAGAAUUUUUGUGAGAAGUUCUGCCAGUGUGAGCAUGAGUGCCAGAACCGCUUCCCAGGCUGCAGAUGUAAGACACAGUGCAACACUAAACAGUGUCCCUGCUACCUGGCUGUGAGGGAAUGUGACCCAGAUCUGUGCAUGACCUGCGGCGCUGCAGACCACUGGGACAGCAAAGCAAUCUCCUGCAAGAACUGCAGCAUCCAGAGAGGCUUAAAAAAGCACCUGCUCCUGGCUCCAUCAGAUGUCGCCGGGUGGGGCACCUUCAUCAAAGAGUCAGUUCAGAAGAAUGAGUUCAUCUCUGAAUACUGCGGAGAGCUGAUCUCCCAGGAUGAGGCAGACCGGCGUGGAAGGAUCUACGACAAAUACAUGUCUAGCUUCCUUUUCAACUUGAAUAAUGCAGACUUUGUUGUGGAUGCCACACGGAAGGGAAACAAAAUCCGCUUUGCAAAUCAUUCAGUUAAUCCCAACUGCUACGCAAAAGUGGUGAUGGUGAAUGGAGACCACCGCAUUGGAAUCUUUGCCAAACGAGCUAUCCUGCAAGGAGAGGAGCUCUUCUUUGACUACAGGUAGAGUCACUGGCCUUUUAGUGACUCUCCAUCAGCUUCAAAAUACAGCCAAGCGGAUGCCCUCAAAUAUGUGGGGAUAGAGCGGGAGGCAGACAUGGCUUAGCUACACCUCCUGCCUACCUCCAUAACCUGCCCCUAGCUCCUCCGCCUCCCACUAAUGCUUCUGUCCCUCUCUGUAGCGUCACAUCUAGCUGACAAGUUUCUCUGAACAUUCACUGUCUCUGCCCUCUCUGCUGCACUUCUAAAAAUAGAGAGUCCCUCCCUGCCGUGUGCAGGUGCUCCUCCUGCCCUGCACCUCCCUCAGUGACAGCAGUCAGCGCUCCCUCUCAUCUGCCCAAACCCACCCACCUACCUGCUAGACUGUAUACGCCAAGCUUAUGAAACUAAACUAUUUAAAGUGGAAAUACUAUUAAUCGCUUACUGCACCAAGAGGAUCACAUGGUUAUCUUUUUCUUUCUUUUUUUUUUUGUUCCAUCUUGUCGAAGCCAAGAGGUUGUGAUUACCCAUCAUACAGUGUGUUACUCUCUCAGCAGUUUUGUUACUGUACUUAUAGUCCGGCUUUUGUUUGACCUCUCAAUACGUAAUGCAAGCUUUUACAACGUACCUAAUGAUGAUCAGUGAAAUGCAUGUGCUGUCUCUUGGAUAAACAAACCCAUCAACAUGUUAGCCACAGCAUUAGCCUCAGUCAGAUAAUGCACUGUGCAGUCUCUCAGUGCUGUAGUGUGAUGUUACCCACUGCUUGUUCCUCAGAAGACCCAGUUUGACAGCUUUUUGUGUUCUUCUUUGAACCCGUUCAGCGGCUAGCAUCAUCAGCACAUCUUUAUGGUGAAGUAAGUUAUUGUGCAUUUAUAUCAUUGUUCUGCAAAAAUAGGCAACCAGACAAGAAACCGACUGACUGAAUGUAACCUGUAGAUGAUGGUGAAGAGAUCUCAUCCCUCUUUUCAUUUCACACAUUAAGCCCAUCCUGUUGGUACUCUGAGCAACGUGCAUGCACAUCAAACAUUACUCAUCAUGUUUACAUGACCUUGAGGCCUUCACACUUUGUGAAGGAAAGAAUUAAUGAAGUCACACAAUAAGUAAAUGUCUUCCUUUAAAAAUCAUACAAGUGCCAAAUGAUUCCACACAGAAAAGGCUGAAACAGUGUGGAUGUGUUGCAUAAUUAACAGUGGAGCGUCAAAGGUGACCUUUAACCUUUGCCAGGUUAUAAACAUGAGAAAAGCAAAAUUAUCAGUGUUUGACCAAAAAUUAAAUCCCCCCACAUGUGAAUGUAAAAUAUCCUUUAUCAUCUUUUCUUUAUUUUUUUAUAUGUCCAGAUUUGUUACUCACCCUGUUUUUCAUUUGUAUAACAUUAAAGCCCACAUUGAAAUGAGAUCUUUUUCAAUAGGGAUGAACAAAAUGGAGUUUACUGCUAUGUACAGUGUAUGCCUAUAAAAAAUUAAAGUUUAACUUUAUACAUUAAAA